Messenger RNA from Protopolystoma xenopodis, 744 nucleotides. The record is from the annotation of a GenBank genome assembly. Lineage: Eukaryota; Metazoa; Platyhelminthes; Monogenea; Polystomatidea; Polystomatidae.
AUGGCUCAAACCUACUCAUCGGGUUACCCACAGCAACCUGUUAGCCAUUCAUCUAGUGGAUCAAACGGAUUGGAUGUUCAUCCUUUAUUGGAUAACCUUCAGAUGGGUUCGCAUCCCCCUCAACCACUUACGCAUCAGAAUCAUCACCAUCGCUUGGCCCAAUUAUCGACUAAUUCGCAUGGCACACCCACCCUCUAUCCCGGUGGACCUAAUACCUCUCAUGCUGGACAGGGCUCCGGCGAACCACUCUGUGGUGAUUUGACUCUUCGAACUAAUGCUGGUCACCAUCAUUCUCAACAAUAUCAGCCGUCUGCCCAUCAUCAUCACCAACAACAUGGGGCCUAUUCGACUCUGAAUCAAUUCUAUACUCAGCACCAAUCUGCUCCACCUGUGCCCUACUCUCAACAAGAUCAACCCUUGUCACACCAUAAUUAUGCACAACAGCAUUCUCAACAGCAUCACCAGCAACAGGCUGCAUAUGCGGCUGCGCUAGCAAUGGCUGCAGCUGCUAUGUCUGGUACUAAUAAUUCGGCACAUGGAAACGGUCCAGGAUCCACAAAUUCUUUAGAUGGAUGCACUGGCACAGGGACCCCCGGACAGGCGACUCUAGGUGGACCGAAUGAUACGAUGUCUAAUAACGAGUUUGGCCUCUUCAUGGGUCCUCCUCCCCCUUCAGCCUCCGCCCCAUCACUAGCUGAUUGUCGCUUUUCCGAUGUCGUAGGACAGGGUACUCCUGUUUUUUAA